AAACAUCUCGCCUAACGUCUUCCGACAUGGACAUCACUCACUUCUUCCGUACUUUGACUACUUCGGACCUCCACGGAUACGCCUUGCUAUUUCCUACCUCCUCGCAAACCCGCUCACUCAUUCUCACUCACCCUCACCUCGUUUCCAUGGCUCGCCGCCGCUCGUGUGAGCUCGUAGUGCUCGUGUCCCUCGUCAGCAAGACCCUUUACUUUGCCAUGACGACACGGAUCCGUGAUAUAAAUCUGACUGACCUUCACUGACACUGACACCUUCACAGCAACCGUCCGCAUUCACCCUCCAGCUUUACAUCACUCACUCACUCACUCACUUUCCAACCACCAUGAAGUCACUUGCCCUCCUCUUCCUCUCCGGCCUCGCCGCCGCCGCUCCCCACCCGCACACCCUUCUCCUCCCCCGCCAGCAGAAGCAGAUCCCCACCGGCACCUUCGGGCCCUACACGCUCGUCGUGAACGCGCACACCACGGCGCUCGACACGCUGCGGCUGAGCGCGCAGCACGGCCUCUUCACCAUUAGCACCGCCUCGGCCGACACGGGCCCAACCACGCUCUGCAACCCCGCCGCCAGCAGUGGCGAGUGUCGCUACCCCAACAACGAAACCGCCGUCAUCUACUCGACCGGCAGCGUGUACCUCGACGUGGACGGCGCGGGCGGCUCGCAGCAAGUCUACGUCGACACGGCCACGCACGCGCUGCGCUACACAGCCAAGGGCGAAGGAGCGCCCGACGCGAACUUCAGCCUGCGCGCGUACCCGGACCCGUUGAUCCCCGGGUCGACGCCUGUGCUCGGCCACGUCCCGGGCGCCGACGACAACGUCUUCCCUGGCGGCGGGCUGGUGGCGUGCCCGCUGGUCGAGGGCAGAAAAUGGCAGGUCUUUGCGUACGAGGCGGCGAGGCCGCCGGUGCGGCCGUGCUUGAGCUUCCUGGCGCAGGUGCAUGCGUAUGCGAGUCCGUUGGCUGGGGGCGGCGCCGCGGCGUAUGCGUAUGCUGCUGAGUAGGUGGGGGAUGUGGAGACGAGACAGCUUGGUAGGCUGGGUGGGAGUCGGGCUUUUGAAAUGCUGUUUUGGGGGGACACGACGAGCGACGAAGUGAUGGAUGAAUGAGCGAAUGAGCGAACGAACGAAGGAACGAACGAAUGGACGAGCCAACACCAAUCUUUUAAUGGAUGAUAAUGUCUACCU
This is a messenger RNA of Aplosporella prunicola CBS 121167, 1198 nucleotides long. RefSeq lists its product as uncharacterized. Bases 341 to 1015 code for a protein of 224 amino acids. Lineage: Eukaryota; Fungi; Ascomycota; Dothideomycetes; Botryosphaeriales; Aplosporellaceae. The transcript has a single exon. The record is from RefSeq and is a predicted model, not a curated record.